CGCUAUGAGAAACACCAGAAAGAGAAAAGUAUGAGCCUCAUUCACCGGUGCUGUGGUCAUUCAUUCUCUGAUAACAAACCGAAGAGCUGAGCUAUUUUUGUUUAAGCCGGCUCUGCUUUCAAAUAUAGAUAUCUGUCACCCCAUUCAGUAACUUGACUGACUUUGAAAGCACGGUAAUAAUUUAGAUAACACAGCUUACGGAGUGGCUAACUGAAUAGCUUAGGGAGCUGCUAGCUAGCUAGCAGGUUAGCUACCAGCCGUUUGUUCACUGAACGAGCACGGUGAGGCCUAACGUUACCGCAUCCUCGGUAUUUAUUGUGGAGGCUCUACCGAAGACCAACGUUUGUUUCCCAGCAAGAGGACAGCUGCAUUUUGUAAUUUCUCAGACAAAAACAACUCGGUGUCUGAGAGAAGAUGGAAGCUCCUCCUGUUACCGUGAUGCCUGUCACCGGGGGCACAAUCAAUAUGAUGGAGUACCUGCUGCAAGGCAGUGUGUUAGACCAGGCCCUGGAAAGCCUCUUGCAUCGCCUUCGAGGUCUCUGUGACAACAUGGAACCUGAGACCUUCACAGAUCACGAACUGGUUUAUCUUCUGAAAGGCCAACAAGGGAACCCUUUCAUUCUGCGUGCCCGGCGCUCCCUCUCCCAUCCCACAUCACCAUGGCACCUACGCUACCUAGGCCAACCUGAAGUGGGUGACAAGAGCCGCCAUGCCCUGGUGCGCAACUGUGUUGACGUAGCUGCCUCUCAAAGCCUGCCGGAGUUCCUCAACGAGAUGGGCUUCCGCAUGGACCAUGAGUUUGUGGCCAACGGGCACAUAUUCCGCAAAGGGGCUAUGAAAAUUGUGGUCAGCAAGCUGUCACGCAUCCUGGUACCAGGUAACACAGAGAACACAGAGCGACUAUCACUUUCAUACCUGGUGGAGCUGAGUGUGUUGGCUCCCGCCGGGCAGGACACUGUGUCAGAGGAUAUGCGCAGCUUUGCUGAGCAACUUAAACCCCUGGUUCACCUGGAGAAGAUUGACCCCAGCAAACAGAGACACUAAAUGUGAACAUUUUAAGGGUCAAGUCAUCUGUGACCACUAUGGACCAAUAAGACUUCAUUUUUUUUUUUUUUUAACAUUGUUUACAUUCGAACUAAAAUUAAAUACAGUCCAACUUUGGCUUAAAAUUUACGCUCUUGGUAAAUUUGUUAUGUGAGUGGGAAAAUGACUCUACGAUUCCUAAGUGGUAUAUCAUAGGCAACUAGACUUCCUUGAGUUUUGUGAAGAUGUUUCACCUCUCGUGAACUGAAGCAAAUCCCCCUUAAAGCUAAGAGAGUCCGGUUUUCUAUAAUAAGCACUUAGGAUUAACAUGAACUGGAUGACUAAGAACCUUCACCAGCAUGACUCUACAGUUACUACAGAAUAUUACAGCAUAUCAUCAGUUUCCACCAAAGAAUUGUCAUAGUUUUGAGUUUUGACAUGUUAAGCUUAUCACUCUUUCACUACAUAAUACAGUUUGCAGAUUUUGGGCUCGUUGCAGACAGGCCGCUAUCCCAGCACCUGCUAAUGUGUGCUCACAUUUUGUCUCCAAUAACUUAACCCUAUGGGCCCGA
Epinephelus lanceolatus (giant grouper) is the source of this 1595-nucleotide messenger RNA. RefSeq names its product mediator of RNA polymerase II transcription, subunit 18 homolog (yeast) (gene med18). Gene Ontology annotation, cellular component: core mediator complex; mediator complex. Gene Ontology annotation, biological process: termination of RNA polymerase II transcription; regulation of transcription by RNA polymerase II. Gene Ontology annotation, molecular function: transcription coregulator activity. The record is from RefSeq and is a predicted model, not a curated record. Lineage: Eukaryota; Metazoa; Chordata; Actinopteri; Perciformes; Serranidae.